Molecule: messenger RNA, 729 nt
Organism: Argentina anserina (silverweed cinquefoil)
Lineage: Eukaryota; Viridiplantae; Streptophyta; Magnoliopsida; Rosales; Rosaceae
Exons: 1
Coding region: 54-512 (152 amino acids)
Source: RefSeq, a predicted model, not a curated record
CUCUCUCUCUCUCUCUCUCUCUCCUAGAAGACCAUGCCCGCCUGAAAACUGCCAUGCCACCGCCGCCGCCGUCCACGACAUCGUCACCGGCCUUCACCGUGAUCUGCCUCCUCCACUCGGCGAUCGCGAUCACGUGCGGCGCGUGCAUGAUGUUCUACAUGACGGACCUCUACACCUUCGGCCACGGCACCGAGACGGCGCAGAAGCUCCUCGGCUCGACGCCGCACGACCAGCUCCUGAUCCGGACCUCCGACUCCUUCUCCGGCCUCCUCCUCUUCGCAAUCGGCUUCCUCCUCCUCAUGGUCGCCUUCGUUAGGGACCGCGACUUCCAUAGCUUCUUCGCCAAGGGAUGCACGGUCCUCCACGUCUUCAUGGGCCUGUGGCGGUGCUACUUUGAGCGCAGGGUGGAGGAUCUCGCCUGGGAUUGGCUCCGCCAGACCGUCGGCGACGUCGUUUUGGCUCUCUCUUGGGUUUUCUUCCUUGUGUACUCGUGGAGAGAAAAGUACGAUUAAGCCCCUCCCUCUUUUUCUCUCCUUCUCUCUUACUAUUCUUACCGCUUGUUGAAAAAAGCUUGUAUCAAGGAUUGGGGUGGGGGUUAAAGUGUCAAUGAUUUGAGUUCGUGUUUGGGUGUUUUUCUGUUGAGUUAAAAGUAAAUUUCGAUUUUUCUUGUUUGGUGUUUUACUUACACGAUAGUGGAAUGGUGAAUAAAAAUUCAUAUUUUGAUGGUAA